AUGAGGGCUGGUGGUGGACAGUCCCUUUGUCUCCCAGCCCUGGGUGGACAAAGGGGCUUCCGGAAAGAGAGAAAGAGGAUGGCCAGUGCAAAUGGUCUCCCGCCAUCCUCAGCCCUGGUGGCCAAGCGUUCCUCUGCCCUGGGGCCAUUCCCCAGAUACGUCUGGAUCCACCAGGACACACCCCAGGAUAGCCUAGACAAGAUUUGCCAUGACAUCUGGAAGAGAGUUCAGGGCUUGCCUGAGUCCCUGCAGCCCAGGACCUCGCUGGAGAAACUCUCUGUCCCCAUGACUGCAACUGUCAGCUUCCAAGAAGAGGCUCUGGCGCUGAGUGGUGGCAAGGAUGAAAUCUCCCUGUUGGUGGAGCAGGAGUUCUUAAGCCUCACCAAAGAACAUCUCAUCUUGGUCCAAGAUGGCUCUGGGGAGCUUGCAACACCUAUCGUCACUCCCCAGGGCACCCGGGAGCUGGCUCCCUGCUUUCUCAUGCCUCCUCUCGGGACAGACAGCACUGAGUUUGCAGGAUCCUCCGUAAUGGCUGGUGACAAGCUCCAGGAGCAGGAGCUGUCCAUGCCUAUCAUCGGUAGCAGGCAGGACUCCGACUCUGCCAUGUCUGCAGUCACGGGUAUCCUUCACGCCGCCAAGGUCAAGAGUAUCAGGGAGACUAAGGACAAGGGCCACAGCACGGGUGCCUCUAAUUCGGAGAUCAGCAAACUCCUGGCCCAGUUCCCGCUGAAGUCUACUGAAAUGUCCAAGGUCCCUGACAACAAGAUGGUGCUGGAAGAGACCAAGGUCAUUAAGGACUUCCUGCAGAAUAGCAUCUUCAAUGGCUCUGGACCCCGAGAGCCCAUGGGGCUGGGCCCGUUCCUGCUGUUGCCACCCCCGCCUCCUCCUGCGCUCCCCGACAAGCUACCCGAGUUCUCUCCUCCGAAGAGGCAGCUCCCGGUGUUUGCCAAGAUCUGCUCCAAGACUGAGGCUGACCCCACCCUUGAGGGCCACCACUGGAUUGAACGAACCCCUGGCACUAAAGAGCUGGCCAAAGGUCGAGAGAGCUUCUUUCUUAGCCAGUGGCCCCAGAGCCGGAAGGAUGCGUAUGGUGAGGAGGGUUACAGUGACUCAGUGGGCACCAUCUCCAUGACUCUGCCAACCAAGAAGCCUGUGUGGCCAGCUGAGAAGAACCUGCUCUAUGAGUUCUUUGGGGCCACCAAGAACCCCAGUGGGCAGCCGAGGCUUCGAAGCAAAGUGGAUAUGGAUGGGCUAGAUCUAAAAUUUAACCCACCUACAACAGUGCCCGACAAGAACAUCAAGUAUGCUGGGAAUGUUUUUGCCCCACGCUUCACCACAGCCUUGACCUCAACCACGCUGAACCAGCCUCUCUGGCUCAAUCUCAACUGUCCACCUCCGCCAGUGUUUUCCAGCCACUCCACCUUCCCGCACUAUCAGGGCCUGUACCCACAACGGUCAACGAGGAUGCCCUACCAGCAGCCCGUGCACCCCCCGCUGGGGUGCUACUCUCGACAGGUGACACCAUACAAUCCACAGCAGAUGGGACAGCAAAUUUUCCGCUCUUCCUAUGCCCCCCUGAUGAGCUACAUCCCCUUCAUCCAGCCCAACUAUCCGUAUCCUCAGAGGACACCCCAAAAGCUGCCCGCCAAUCCCCGAGACCCUCCCCCGAUGGCAGGAGACGGGCCUCCAUACCUCUUCCCCCAGGGAUACGGGUUCAACUCAGUGCCCAGCGGCCCGUUGAUGAACAGCCCCUAUUUUUCCUCCAGUGGGAAUGGCAUACGUUUUUAG
Molecule: messenger RNA, 1788 nt
Organism: Acomys russatus (golden spiny mouse)
Lineage: Eukaryota; Metazoa; Chordata; Mammalia; Rodentia; Muridae
Gene: C29H1orf94
Product: chromosome 29 C1orf94 homolog
Exons: 7
Coding region: 1-1788 (595 amino acids)
Source: RefSeq, a predicted model, not a curated record